AUGAUAAAAGAGACAUAAGAAUAGCUACAAUAAAUGAAUAAAAAUGGGUUUGAAACAGAAUAAAGCUAACUGUAAAGUGCUGUUAAAGUUUAAUGUAUUUGCUUAUUUAAUAUGGGAAUUUUAGUUUAUAACCAAUAAAAUUAUAAAUAAUCUAUUGAUUACAUAAAAAAAUCUUUUGAAGUAAUUGAGUAAUUUAAUCUAACUCAUGAGCUUUAAAAUCUCUAUUUUGACUUUAAAAAUAAAUAUUUAGAGACAAAAGAAAGGCUUUUAGAUUAUGAAAAGACAAAUAAAUUAUUAAGUACUUCUUUUUAAUCUCUUCCACUUUCUCCAAUUUCACCUUUAGUUUCUUUUGUUUAAUCUAGUUAAAAUGCUUUUUAUAAACAUUUUAUUACUGAAAGUUAAAAUAUUUCAGGAAGCUCUAGCCUUGGUAUUAAAAGUACUUUAAAAUAUUCUAAUAAUUAAGAUUAGAACAUAAAGGAAAACAAAGAAAUAUUAGAGUAGUAACAAGUGCAAUUUAUUAAAUUCAACUAAAAAAAUUAAGCAAAAUCACCUAACCUUAAAUAGGUAAGAGUAAUUGAAAAUAAUUCAUAAGGAAUACGAUUUUAAUCCCCAUAAAGGUAAUUGGUAAAUAUAAGCACUUAAAAGUAAGGUCUUAGAUCUCUAUCACCACCCAAAAAUAGACUAAUUAUAUAAAAAUAGAAUGAAAAUUAAUUGUCAGCAUAAACUUAAUUUGAUAAUGUACAAUAAAUUUCAAUUAUUUAAGAAUCAAGUAAAAAAAGCUAAGAUUUAGAAUAGUCAAUUUAAAUUUCUUACCCUGAUACUUAAAAAGAGCAAAAUGAAAAAGUUAUCACUGCAUUAAUAAAAAAAACAUAAUGUUAGCCUACGUAAAUAAAUCGUAUUGAUGUAAUCAAAGAUUAAAAUGAAAAGGAAAGAGUAGCCAAAGUGAAAAAUACUUUGAAGGUUUUAGAUUAAGAAUUAAAAGUAAAAAGAGUAGAUAGCAUAAGGAAUAAAAUUGAAAUAUUUCCUAAUCAUAUUAUUAAAGAUAACUUACAACACAUCUAAUUUUAAGCUAGGUAAAUGUCACCUUCAAGGUUUUGUUACAGAAAUAAUAUAGUUAGAUAAACUAAUUUGGAUAGAUUGUUAGAUAGCCAUAUUUAAAGUUAAUCAAGAGAUGAAUACAAAAGCUACAAACUAAGCCAACUUAAAUUUGAAAAUGAUUUAGAAACUAUUAAGAUAAAUUUAAGUUGGUCAAGCAGCUCAGAUUGUGAUGAUAGAGAGUAUAAUCAAAAUAUAAAUGCAAUUAAUAAAAGAGAGGAUUUUUUGCUUGACAUUGAUAAAAGAGAGAGGUUAUAAUUUUUAUUAGGAAUAAAUUAAUAAAUAUAAGAAAAAGAGUAUUAAAAAUGGUAAAUCUAAUAAUAAGAGAUACUUAGAUAAAGCAAACUUGAAGAAAUAAGGAAGAAAAUAAAAGCCAGAUAGAUAAUAAAACAUAUUUAAUAAUUUAGAUUUAAACUCGUUGAAAGUAACAAAAAUAGAUUAAUAACUGAAACUUAGAGAUUAAAAUAAGAAAUGGUUUAGAAAAAUUUUUUCUUACUUAAAUUUUAUGUUGUGCUAAUGAAAUAUAUUCAAAAGCAAAAAUAAUAAAGUGAACUUUUUAAAAAUGAAAAAAAAAAUAUUGUGCAGACUUUUGUUAAGUUAAGAAUCUAUUAAGAUAAUAAGUUUAUUAAUGAAGAUUAUUUUGUAAAAACCGUUUAGCUUGAAGGAUAGGAGAGUUAAAGAAUUAAAUUUUAUGUUACAUUAAUAUCUAAACAAAAUGCAAAAGAGAGAUUUUCAAGCAUUUUUACAUCAGAUGAAAUACUCAUGAACUUAAAUUUAAAUAGAUGCAAAAAUUAGGUAGCUUACACCAUUAGUACUUUAAAAUGCUCAUUUAUAACCUAAGUCAGUCCUUUUAUAAUUAUUGAAAACAAUUAAGUCGUAAUUGAUUGGAAUAGUUAAAAGAAAUAAAAUUUUGAAAAAAUGAGCUAGAAUAACGUUAAAGAAGAUCCAUUUGUGUUCGAAGAAAGCAUUUAAAUGUGCAGCAAGCUCUUAAAUCAAAGCAGUGCUAAUUUGAUUAACUUUCUCAAUAGAAAGAAAAGUUUUACAGGGAAAUUAUAUAAUAUGCUUGAAAAAACUAUAUAAUUACAAAAUUAUUUUAGGAGACGAAUCUGCUAAAGUAGGUUCUAAGCACUUAUUGAAAAUUCUAAAAAAAGAAUAAAGCAACAAACAUUAAAAAAAGGAACAUAUUACGACAAUUUUAGUAAUAAAUAUUAUGAAAUCCUGUUAGUGAAAAAUGAAAAUGAUUUCUAUUUAAAAUCGAUAGAUUUGUAAAGAAACUAAAAUAAAAGUCGUUUUAAGCUAACUCAAGAAGUUGCUGCAGAAAUAUAAAAAUCACUAAAAUACUCUUGGGUAGAAUAUGUUUCCUUCACAGAAGAGGGACAGCUCUUGUAUUCAAAUAUAAAUAGUUCAUUUAUCAAUAAAAGAUUAAAGGAGGUAUAUAAGCAAACUAAGUAAAUUUUCAAUCAAGAUAAGCUAAAAUCACUUAUAAAAAUUUAAUCUUUCGUGAAAUCAAGUCUAUAAAGAACUUUAUUCAAAUUGCAUCUUAGAAAAUUUAGAGAAGACUAGCAGAAUGGAAUAUGGGUUUAAAAAAAAAGAAUAAAAAUGAUCGUAGAUGAGAAGUGUGUAGUUAAUUUUACAAUUGAUUAAUGCAGAAGUAAGGUAUAAAUAAAAGCAAUGCUUUAAAAUAUCUAAAGAAGAAAUUGCUUAGUAUCUAAAAAUGUUGAAGUAAAAGAAUUACAUAUUUAAGGAUAUUACUCUAAUGAAGAAAUUUAAAUAUUGUUGAAUAAAACAAUCAGUUUAACUAAAGCUUAAUUUGACUUGAAAAAUUAAUUAACGAUUGAUUCUCCUGAAAUAGAAGUUCUAAUUAAGAGCUCAAACUUAUUGCCAUCUAUCUCUUAUGAAAAGAUUAAAAAUAUUUAAAAUAGAAUGGCAGUAAGUAAAAGUUUGACAAAAAAAUUAAUGUAGUAAAAACCUAUUAAAAAUAAUAUAAGUUUUAAAAGGAAUUAUUAAUAUUGUGAGCUUAUUGAUAGAAAAAAGAUAGUAUCAAAAUAUGAUAAAGCUGAGAAGCUACUUGAUCAGUUAUUUGAAAGGAGUGUAGAGGCUUACUUAAUUAACGGAUAACAUCAAAAAAAUAAUAUCGAAAUGAAUAGUAAUUAUAAUAAAAUUUUUAAUAAAUAAUCAAGCUUUGAUAACUUUUAUCUGAAUGAUAAGACAUUGUUGUUAAAACUAAUUAAAAGUUCUUAAAUACUUUUAGUUAAUUCUCUAGUAGAUAAUUUUAAUAAACUGAUUCCUUCUUACAACAAAGGUAAGAUCUCAAAGAGAUGGAAAGAUGUAAAUUAAUACAAUUUUACCUUGAAGGCAGAGUAAAUAAACAUGAUAAAUAAAUCUAAAAUAUUAUUAAAUGAUUUUGGAUUUGAAGAUCAAAAUAAAAACUAAAUUAGAUGUGAAGUAUAUUGCUGCAAAGAAGAUAAGUAAAUAAUCAUAUUCAGUAAUAAGCUUCUAGAUAAAAAAAAUAUGCAAUAAAAUUUAUUCAUCAUUAAUUUGGCCUAAUUAGGUUUGUAAGAUCAUUUGCUUUUUAAAGAUUAUUUUAGUAUUCGAAAAGUAGUUAUGAAUGCACUCAAUUAGAAGUUGAAAUACUAUAAAAAUUAAUUUUCGCUAAUGAAUGUUUCAGCAAAUAGCAAAAGUCACGAAUUUUAAACCAAUUAAAAGAUUCAUUUUAAUGAUAAAGGAAAUUAUUUUUCUAACUCAGAUGAAAAUAAAAUCAUUUAAUAUUUCCCUUUAACAUUUUGGGAAAUUAAAUUUUAACUCAUCAAAUAAAAUAAUAAAAUAAUUUUCUUUGACAAGGAAUAUGAGUAUUUACAAUUUUUGUAACAGCAUGAAUGCCUAAAAGCAAAUCUUUAAGAAGUAAAAGCUUAAAAUAAACUGUGGGAAAGAGAAUUUAUUUUUAUUACAAGUGAAUAUUUUUAUAAUGAGAAAAAUGACAUAGAAUAUUUUAUUGACUCAUUUCUUAACAUAUCUCAAAGGAAAAUAAAUAUUAUAGCAUAUUCGAAUAAUUAAAACUGGAAAAUAUUUAUUGGAGAAGUUUUAUUAUUUUAAAUUUACCCUAAAUUACAUGCAUAAGUAUCUAAAUAAAUAUCUUUUUUGCAGACUGUUUUACAUGAAGAUAGAGAGCAAAUAAGAAAUUUACUGUUUAAAAUAUCACAUUUAAUAUUUUAGCAAACACAAAUAAUUUAAAUUGAAAAUACAUUUAGCUUAAAUUUAAACACUUAGCUAUACGAAAAUGUUAGAUAAUAGAUUUUAGUUUGUAAACUUUAAGCUUUAGUAAAAUAAAAAAUUUAUCAGAAUGCUUACAAUCUAAAAAAACAACAUAAAGAUAAGAUUAUAAUUUUUAUUUGCAGAAUAUUAUAUCUAGAAGAUAAAAAUUAUAUAUUUGAUCUUAUUGUCAAGCUAAAUAUUCUUUAGAAUAUAUUAUUUAUAGAAGGAUUCAAGAUAUAAAGAGAAAACAGUUAGCAAAAAUAAGAAAUUUUGUAUUCGUUUGAUCUAAAAAAAGUAUAAAAUAUAGCAAAAUAAAUAUAAAAUUAUUCUUUGAUCAAAGAUUAUAACUAAAUAAAAGAAAUUCUUAAAGUUUAUGCUUAUAAUUCUUUAAGGGAAUAGUUUAAAAAAGAAAUGUUUUAAAAAAAUUAAGUUACUAAAAUAGAUUAUGUAAAUUCAGUGAUAAAACUUUAAAAAUUUUGGAGACAUAAAUUUGUUAAAGAUCAAAUAUUGACGAAAAAACUAUUCCUUAAAAAUAAAAAUUAGCAAAAUAAGAUUAAAAAGUUUAUUGGCUAUAAAAACAAAAAAUAUUUUUAUGUAUAAUUUCAAGAAGAUAAUUCUAAAAUUUCAGUAAAAGCUCUCCAAUUAGAUAAUAAGAAAAAGACCUAUAGUGGAUAAGUUGAAGAAAACUAGGAAAACUUUCAUUUUAAUAAGACUGGAGAAAAUAAAUUUUAGUACCUUUGGAAAAAAGCCAAUUUACAAAAAAAAGAUUAAAAAAUAGUAUUUAAUUUUACAGAGAACUAAAUUAGUAGCUAAGAUAAUCUAUAAUUUGAAAAAAAGACACAAAUAUCUCCUUAAAAAAAUUUUGAUUUAACAGUAGUUUAUAAUAAAGGAUAAAAAAUUAUUUAAAAUAUAGAGGAUAUUACAGAAAAAUCAAACAAUUUCUAAAUAAAAAAGUUUAUUAAGGAAUAAAAAUUAUUUUCACAAUAUAACAAAGAAGAAAUAUCAGAUGAAGAAUCAGUAAAAGAAUAGAGUCCUUUAGAAGAAAAAAAUAAUUAAGAUGCUUUUAUUAUCAAUGUAAACAUUAAUAGUGUAAAGUAAUUAAAUAGAAAUGGAAUAUAUGGUAAGAGCAAAAAAAAUAAAAAGUAAACUUUACCAGUACAACAAAUUGCUGAAGAAAUAGCUUAAAAUAUAUAAAUAUAUAACGAUGGAUCUAUUAUUAUGGAUUGUAGCUCUAUAAAUUCUUAAGCAAUCUAGAUUAGCUAAGUGUGUAGGAAAAACAACUAUUUUUAAAAUUAAUCAGAUAAAUAAGAAUAACCUAUGUUGGAAGACAAUUAGUUAGUAAUUAAACCUGUUGUUUAGUGCAUUAAAAGGGUCUUAAAAAAGGGUAUUUUGUAUUCGGAAUCUAGGUAGAGAGUAAAUGUUAUUGUUUAAGAAUAUUAAGAAGAUUAAAACAGUUUUUUAAGAAUUUAAACUGAGUAAAUGUAUUACAAAUGUAAGAAUUUUUUUGUUAUUGAAGUGCUUGAUUAAAAUUACAAGAGUAUUUUAUAAUGGACUUUAGAUUACAUAUAAUUUGAAACUUUGAUAUUUAUUUCAAGAGAAAAUAAAUUAUAUUUAAGCUAAGAAAAAGCUUUCAAUUUAUUUAUGAGCUCGCUGCUAUUUUAUUAAAAUACACUUAUUGUUGAGCUUAAUGAUAGCAUAAACCUUUAAGUUUUUCGCAAUAGACCUCGUGAGGUUUUACUUAUCAAUAAAAAGUGUAUUAGAACCUUCUAAUAAAGAGCAAGAGAAAAACUAGAAUAUAUAAGAAUUUAUAAAAUAAAGGAAGAAUGGAGGUAGCUGAAGCCAUAAACAAUAACAGAUUUUAUUUGCUGCAUAGAAAUUAAAAGACAUUACAUAGAAUAAAAUGAAAAAAUUAUUAAAGAAGUUUACUAUAAAAAUGAGAUCAAUUAAAAAUAAAAAUAAGAUUCUAUAAAAAUAGAUUAUCUCAAAUUUAUUAUUUAUGAUACAGCAGAACAUAAUUAUAUUUUAAAAUGCUGGGAUUUAAGUGACUAUUCUUCCUUUUAGUCAAUUUUAAAUCUUAAAUAUUUGAGAUAAACUAAAUAAUCAAAUCAAGUAAAUAUUGCAAGCUUAAUUUAGAGAAAUAUUUUGGUUAACUCUGACGAUAUUUCUGAUUAACCUAGUUCAUUUUUUUAUCAUUAAUCAGAAGAAUUUCAUUAGAGCGAUUUUUUAUAAUUCAAACUGAAUAAUUUCUUUGUUACCAUAAAUUUGGGAAGUCUUAGAAGAUAACUAAGAGAUAUAUAUAAAAAAUUAAAAUAAAAUUGA
Messenger RNA from Tetrahymena thermophila SB210, 6666 nucleotides. RefSeq lists its product as hypothetical. The transcript is spliced from 13 exons. The record is from RefSeq and is a predicted model, not a curated record. Gene Ontology annotation, molecular function: protein binding. NCBI's taxonomy places the organism in Eukaryota, Ciliophora, Oligohymenophorea, Hymenostomatida, Tetrahymenidae.